Scatophagus argus is the source of this 2536-nucleotide messenger RNA. RefSeq names its product cyclin E1 (gene ccne1). Gene Ontology annotation, cellular component: nucleus; cytoplasm; cyclin E1-CDK2 complex. NCBI's taxonomy places the organism in Eukaryota, Metazoa, Chordata, Actinopteri, Scatophagidae. The record is from RefSeq and is a predicted model, not a curated record. Gene Ontology annotation, biological process: G1/S transition of mitotic cell cycle; regulation of cyclin-dependent protein serine/threonine kinase activity. Gene Ontology annotation, molecular function: cyclin-dependent protein serine/threonine kinase regulator activity.
AGUUAAAAUUAGUCAAUAAAGAGGCGGUGAAACUUGGGAUUUAGCGCCAAGUUAAAUCUGCUCCUCCCUGACGUUGAUGCUUCAAGUCAUCUGUUUCCUACAAGGCGCCAGCUCAGAGGAACCAACCCGGCCUGGAAACACGCAGACACACAGAGCACCUCCGAGUGUGAUCAACAGGCGCUUACAUAGCUCCACAAUAUUCAUUUAUUCUUUUUAGACGUGGAUAAGAGUGAACUUCAAGGCCAUAAUCUUGAGGUUUACUCCGAAACUGACACACAUCCCUCUGAGUAUAAUGCGGGAAAACCGGGAAGAGGCACAAACGAGGUCUGUUGCUCCCGAGGCGCCCAAGGAAACUACAGUACGAUCGAGAAAGAGGAAGGCAGAUGUUGCCAUUUACCUACAAGAUCUGGAUGACGAAGAGGUAGCAGAGAUGACGAAGAAGAAGCAACGUGAAUGUGAGCUGAGCUGGAGUCCUGAUCCUACUUGCACAAGUCCACACAGGUGGAUACCCACACCUGAUCAAGAAGAGGACCAACCUGUUGCCCUGAUAAAUGCAGGCUUCCCACACUAUAACUUUAACAACAUAUUUACAACCCCUGUGCGUUGUGCCCCUCUUCCCACAUUGUGCUGGGCCAGUAAGGAUGUGGUGUGGAACAACAUGUUGGAGAAGGAUAAGACAUACACCAGGGACAUCCACAUGAUGGAGAACCAUCCUCAUCUGCAGCCCAAGAUGAGGGCAAUUCUCCUGGACUGGCUCAUGGAGGUGAGUGAAGUGUACAAACUGCACAGGGAGACAUACCACCUCGCUCAGGACUACUUUGAUCGCUUCAUGGCCACCCAGAGGAAUGUGUUCAAAUCAACGCUGCAGCUCAUAGGCAUCACCUGUCUCUUCAUCGCUGCUAAAGUAGAGGAGAUGUAUCCUCCCAAGGUCCACCAGUUUGCCUACGUUACAGACGAAGCCUGCACUGAAGAUGAAAUUCUCAGUAUGGAAAUCAUUAUCAUGAAGGAGCUCAAAUGGAGUCUCAGCCCACAGACUCCCAUCUCCUGGCUCAAUGUUUACAUGCAGGUGGCGUACCUGAAAGAGAUGGACGAGCUGCUCAUCCCCAGAUAUCCCCAGGCUACAUUCACACAGAUCGCAGAGUUGUUGGACCUGUGUAUGCUAGAUGUGCGAUGCCUUGAGUUUUCCAAUGGCAUCCUUGCUGCUUCAGCCCUGUUCCACUUCUCAUCCCUGGAGCUGGUGGAAAAUGUGUCAGCUCUGAAGAGGGUGGAGGUAGAAGAGUGUGUGAGGUGGAUGGUACCAUUUGCAAUGGCACUGCGGGAGGUUGGUGGGUCACCAAUGAAAUCAUUCACAGGAAUCCCUGCAGAUGACAUGCACAACAUUCAGACCCAUGCCUCCUACAUGACAUGGCUGGACAAGGCCUACUCAUACCGGGACGUGGAGUUGGAACGUCAUGGCAACUGCCCUGUCCCUUCAGGUGUCCUGACUCCACCCCUGAGCAGUGAGAAAACGGAAGAGUUGGUCCGAGUGGAUGCAGCAGUGCUGAAAAUCAGACCAAGAAUGCGUACUCCAUCCCCACAAGGCCUCUUCCGAAGUAGUGGAACAGACACUGAAACUGACACGAUGACAUCCUAAUCUUUUUUUUUUUUUUUUAAUUUUUUUCCUUGACAUUGUAGCUGCAAGUGGAAGAAAAGCUGAAAGCGCUGAAGUGUUGAACAGUGACUCUGCAGUAGCAGUACACAUAUAUAUUAUUGGAUUUGGACAGUGGGGGAUACGUUGGAAAUGGUGUUUUCUUCUUUUGAUGUCAUGAUGAGUUCUUGGAACCAGAUGCUUUAUCUGCAUUGGGUGCACGCACUGACGGCUAAGGAUAGGGAUACACUGACACACAGUGAGCAGAUACUUUGGAUGGUCCUUGUCCCAACCCCCCAUUUUGGAUGAAAACCCAAAGGACUGUUUGGGACAGCUCAAGGAGAUUUUUGUGCAGCAUUGCACCCAAAUGCGUGCAUUAAGUACCAACCACAUCUACAUUUAGUGGUUGCUUUUUUUUUUUAUUUUGUAUGCAGAGGCCAAAUUGAAUAGACAUUUUAUGGAGUCUCUACUUAAUUUUGUGCGCGUAUGUGUGUGGGGUGAUUGCUGUUUUUAAUCAGUGGCCUCAUUUGCCCAAAAACUAUUCCUAGAGUCACGUUUGGCUCUAAGUGCUGCUAUAAAAGUGGGCUUUGCAUGAUAGAGGGGACGAGUGCAUGUGUGUGUAUAUGAAGUAGUGAGUUACUCUUGUUUUUUUUUUUUUUGGUUCCACCUUCGCCAUUUUAUCAGACAAAACAUGGCCAUGUUUUGCUUAGGGACCAGUAGCUUGGCUACUUAAAUGGACAAGUGAACCAGCCAGGCUUCAGAAGCUAAGAUGUUGAUUGUAUUUAACGUUUAUUUUAAUCCCAACAAGCGGUUUGUUUUUUGGUUUUUUUUUUCACCACCAAAAUGUAAAAUUUCUAUUUGACUUUUUAAAAUAAAAUGCUGCUACAUGUUUUCCAUUAAACAUGGGUC